Cyphellophora europaea CBS 101466 is the source of this 861-nucleotide messenger RNA. RefSeq lists its product as uncharacterized. The coding region runs from base 1 to 861 and encodes 286 amino acids. Gene Ontology annotation, molecular function: oxidoreductase activity. Lineage: Eukaryota; Fungi; Ascomycota; Eurotiomycetes; Chaetothyriales; Cyphellophoraceae. The transcript has a single exon. The record is from RefSeq and is a predicted model, not a curated record.
AUGCAGCUCAAAGACCGCACCUUCCUGGUCUCCGGCGGCUCAUCCGGCCUCGGUCUCGCCACCACACAGCUACUCGCCUCGCAUGGCGCCUACAUCUCCGUCCUCGACCUAAACCCUCCUCCUACAUCCGCCUCUCUUCCCUCCUCCCACAUCCUCUUCACCAAGACCGACGUCUCCUCCACCCAAUCACUCCAGGCCGCCGUCACCGCUAGCCUCGGCUGGAUCACCCGCACCUCCGCUCCGCUCUCCGGCGUCAUCGCCUGCGCCGGCAUUGGCACUGCAGGACUAGUCUUGCCCAAGCAGUCAUCUGACGAACCCAAGUACUACGAUAUCGCUGUGUUUGAUCGCACGCUGGCAAUCAACUUGCGCGGAAGCGUCGAUCUCAUCCGUCUGGCUCUUCCACAUAUUGCGCGCAACGAGCCCUGGGGCCCAGAUGGCGAGCGCGGCGUGCUCGUGGUGGUCAGCAGUGUCGCCGCAUUCGAGGGUCAGGUAGGUCAGCUGGCAUAUAGUGCGAGUAAGGGAGCAGUGCGGAGUAUAGUGCUACCGUUAGCGCGCGAGUUGGGCCCAAAGAUUGGAGUGCGGGUCCUUGGGAUCGCGCCCGGUGUAUUUGAAACAGGUAUGACGGUGCCAAAGGCGAAGGCUCCAGCCAAAACAACAGCCCAGCAAGAGCGUGCGCAGAAGCCAGAAAAGAAACCGACGGGCCAGAGGGCGGGCGUGAACCCCGAGAUGGUGAAUUAUCCCGUGAGGAUGGGCAAAAGCGAGGAGUUCGCGAGGCUGGUCAAGGAAAUCAUCGAAAAUCCGAUGCUCAAUGGAGACACGAUACGGUUGGACGGAGGUGUGAGGAUGCCGAGUCGGUUGUAA